Messenger RNA from Drosophila subpulchrella, 1464 nucleotides. Its product is annotated as dentin sialophosphoprotein. Lineage: Eukaryota; Metazoa; Arthropoda; Insecta; Diptera; Drosophilidae. The coding region runs from base 9 to 1355 and encodes 448 amino acids. The record is from RefSeq and is a predicted model, not a curated record. The transcript has a single exon.
UUUGCGAAAUGAAGGUUCUUACUUUAGUCCUAUUCACUGCCUUAGUUGCAGUGGCAGUUGGCCGGCCGAACGGCGGAUGGUUCGGAAAUUUGGGAGGCAGUUGGGCCAAGACGUUUGGCUGGGGAUCCGAUGACAGCCAGACGGUGCAAGAGCAAAAGUGGAAUGGUCAGAAUCAGUGGAAUGGCCAUGGAAAUGGACAUGCCCAGGGCCAGUGGAAUGGCGGAAAUGGAAAUGGAAAUGCUCAGGGCCAGUGGAAUGGCGGAAAUGGUCAGGGACAUUGGAACGGAAAUAACCAUGGCCAUGGACAAUCGAACGGAAAUAACCAUGGCCAUGGACAAUCGAACGGAAAUAACCAUGACCAUGGACACGGAAACAAUCAUGAUCAUGGUCAUGAUCACGGUCAUGGAGGUCAUCAUCCACCACCUCCACCACCCCCAACGACAGAUCUUCCCGGCGACGAUGGUGCAUCCACAACUGCUGUGACCGAAGUUCCAGAAGAUUCUACCACCCAGGCACCAGAGGAAAUCACCACCGGCUCUGAGGAAGGAAGCGGCUCUACGGAAGAGACUACUUUGGCCCCUGAAGUUCCGGAAGAAUCCACCACCCAGGCUCCAGAGGAAAUCAGCACUGAAUCCGAAGGCGGAAGCGGCUCUGGGGAAACAACUCAGGCUCCCGAAGAUUCAGAGGAUUCUACAACUCAGGGACCGGAAGAAACUACUACAGACUCCGAAGAUGGUAGCGGCUCUUCUGACGAAUCCACUCCGGCUCCUGAAGUUCCCGAGGACUCUACCACUCAGGAACCUGACGAAACCACCACCGAAGACGGCAGCGGUUCUUCUGAUGAAACCACUCAGGCUCCUGAAGAUCCAAAGGAAUCCACCACCCAGGAACCGGAAGAAUCCACCACCGAUUCCGAAGACGGCAGCGGUUCUUCUAAUGAAACCACUCAGGCUCCAGAGGAUUCCACCACCCAGGAACCGGAAGAAUCCACCACCGAUUCCGAAGACGGCAGCGGUUCUUCUAAUGAAACCACUCAGGCUCCUGAGGAUCCAGAGGAUUCCACCACCCAGGAACCGGAAGAAUCCACCACCGACUCCGAAGACGGCAGCGGUUCUUCUAAUGAAACCACUCAGGCUCCUGAGGAUCCAGAGGAUUCCACCACCCAGGAACCAGAAGAAUCCACCACCGACUCCGAAGACGGCAGCGGUUCUUCUGAAGUGACUACUCUUGCCCCUGAAGUUCCAGAGGACUCUACCACCCAGGAACCGGAAGAAUCAACCACUGACUCCGAGGACUCCACCACUCAGGCGACUGAAGAGCCCCAGGACUCGACGACUGAUUCUUCAGCGGCUUAGAAAGUUAGUUUGUUAAUGCCAAAGGUUGCUAGUGCAUUUUCUCAAAAGUCGUUUGAAAGAAUUUAUAAACGAACUAUGGUGCAAAUAUUAAACUGUUAUAGCUAAAUUA